Ctenopharyngodon idella (grass carp) is the source of this 1559-nucleotide messenger RNA. Its product is annotated as dual specificity phosphatase 29-like. Bases 53 to 988 code for a protein of 311 amino acids. Gene Ontology annotation, cellular component: cytoplasm. The record is from RefSeq and is a predicted model, not a curated record. The transcript has 3 exons. Gene Ontology annotation, biological process: negative regulation of MAPK cascade; protein dephosphorylation. Lineage: Eukaryota; Metazoa; Chordata; Actinopteri; Cypriniformes; Xenocyprididae. Gene Ontology annotation, molecular function: protein tyrosine/serine/threonine phosphatase activity; MAP kinase phosphatase activity.
ACAUAUUAUUUGUUUUCUUAUUUUUUCAGAAAGUACUAAAGUGAAGAAGAAGAUGCACAAAAUUUGUGCAUUCUUCAAAAAGCUUUUUGGAAAAGAUCCGACUGUUCCAGAGCCGUUGUGCGUUCCAGAUGCGAGCACUCCUGAGCCGGAACCUGAACUGGAUCUGUUUGAUUCAGAUGAAUCAUGUGACCUGGUUCCAAGCAUUCCUGAGCUGGAACCUGAUCUGGAUCUGUUUGAUUCAGAUGAAUCAUGUGACCUGGUUCCAAGCAUUCCUGAGCUGGAACCUGAUCUGGAUCUGUUUGAUUCAGAUGAAUCAUGUGACCUGGUUCCAAUUGUUCCUGAGCUGGAACCUGAUCUGGAUCUAGUUGAUUCAGAUGAAUCGUGUGUCCCAGGUCCAAGCAGUGCUGUGCCAAGACCUAAUGCAAGCACUUCCAAGCAGGAUCCAUGUUUCCAAUUGGAAAAGCGUGUGAAGGCCUGUACACUGCAUUACAAACCUGUCACUCAGGUCUGGAACAACAUCUUCAUUGGAAAUGAAGAGACAGCAAGGGACCGAAUGACACUGAAAGAGCUGGGCAUUACUCACAUCCUGAAUGCUGCGGCUAUGAAAAAGAAACUGAGGAUCUUGUUGGGAAUGCCAUGGGAGAAAGACGUGAAAGACACAGUUGACACCGGGGGCAGUUAUUACAGAGGCAUGAAGAUCCGUUAUUGUGGCUUUCCUACAACAAAGGCUUCCAACAUCAGCAAAUACUUCUUGCCAGCUGCCAAAUUUAUCCACAAGGCCAAGAAAAACUCAGAAAAUAAGGUGUUCAUUCACUGCACAGAUGGUGUCAACUACGCUCCUACACUUUUUCUGGCAUACCUCAUGAUCCACCAAAACAUGACUGUGGAGGACGCCAUUGAUUAUCUGGUAAAGGUGAAAUACAUCGAGCCUGACAUUGACUUACUGAGGCAGCUGGCAAUCCUCAAUUUGAAACUUGUGCACAAGUAACAACAAAUGCACAGCACCGAUUAAAAAAAAUGCACAGAUCGUUUUUUUUAUCUGUGCACUUUUUAAAUAUGCUCAUAUUAAGAAGUGCACAGAUAAAAACAACAGAUCAGAUUUUUUAAAAGUGGUAAGGUUGGUAAGAUCAGGGAAGAAGGAGGCGGGAACUGGAUCCCAAAACGCACUGUCAUCCAGUCCUGCACCUGCUGGGUGAACUCCUCCGCGAUGCCUGGCGGCGGCGCUGGAGAGCCCUCAGUGGACGGCUCGAUACUCGAUACUCCGCCGCCUGUUCGGGCAGCUGGCAGGAGUUCCCUGGGACAGGCUCCGGCCUCAGAGAACGGCAGCGACUCCUCCGCUCCCUCACGGACUGCAGGCAGCCGCCCCUCCAUUCCCCAGGCGGUUGGCAGCGAAUUCGUCCGUCCCCCCGGCGAAUCACUCCAGCCCGCCGCCUCGAGCAUCCAUGGAGGCAGACUCUGUUCAGACUCUGUUCCCACAGCAGCGAGGACUUUAUGACAGUGCGUUCCUCCUUCCUCCCGGCCUCGCCCUUAAAUUUUAAUAAAAUAUUACAAUUGGUUUA